AUGGCGCACGACAGGCCGUGUCCGCCACAGGAAGUCGUCACUUUACAAAGGCUAGCAGGAGCUAGUCCAGUGCUACUCGGCUGCGAUGCCAAUUCACGGCAUACAUUAUGGGGCAGCUCGGAAACCAACGAAAGAGGUGAGUCGCUAUUUCAAUUUAUUAUUGAUUCUACGUUUAGGAUUUGUAAUAGAGGUAGUACUCCCACCUUCAUAUUUCCUAUUACCUCUGAUUUUUGCGGUUGGGAAGAGGUCCUAGACCUAACUCUGCUGACCGAGGGGAGCCUAAAGGUCAAUAAAUGGAGAGUAUCCGACGAAGAGACCCUCUCGGACCACCGUCGAAUACUCUUUGAGCUAAAUAUUGCGGCGGAUACGCCUACUCCCUUUAGAAAGCCUCGUAAAACAGAUUGGGACUUAUUUCAAAAGGUUAUUGGAAAAGAAUUGAAGAAACUACCAGUUGAAGACAUUCCUUCAAGAGGCGAGCUGGACGCCAAAGCCGACAGCCUGAAUAAGGCCGUCGGAAAGGCCCUUACGAAGGCUUGUCCGCUGAGGUAUGGCAAUAAAGCGCGCACACCUUGGUGGAAUGAGAACCUUGCAGCGCUACGGAAGCAAGUAAGAAAAUCCUUCAACUAA
Messenger RNA from Rhagoletis pomonella (apple maggot), 627 nucleotides. RefSeq lists its product as uncharacterized. Lineage: Eukaryota; Metazoa; Arthropoda; Insecta; Diptera; Tephritidae. The coding region runs from base 1 to 627 and encodes 208 amino acids. The transcript has a single exon. Gene Ontology annotation, molecular function: catalytic activity. The record is from RefSeq and is a predicted model, not a curated record.